Colletotrichum lupini is the source of this 1395-nucleotide messenger RNA. RefSeq lists its product as uncharacterized. The coding region runs from base 1 to 1395 and encodes 464 amino acids. The transcript is spliced from 12 exons. NCBI's taxonomy places the organism in Eukaryota, Fungi, Ascomycota, Sordariomycetes, Glomerellales, Glomerellaceae. The record is from RefSeq and is a predicted model, not a curated record.
AUGCAGGGACAGGUAUUGGAGAAGAGGGAGAAGAAUCAACAGGAGAGUUUGGAUCGGGCCAGCCAGACCCGGUCCACCUUGACCGUCCGUCGAUGGGCCACGCCUACGGCCAAGCAUCGGUCCAGUUACCGGCGGGUGCUCUCCCACCUCUUCCAAUUUGACCAAGCGUUGGCUGGUUGGCUGGGCGUGUUGCGUGAGGAGCUCCGCUCUGCCAGCUUCAAUUCUUUUGGGGGAGGUACCACCGUCCACCGAGCAUCCCAUGCUCCCUCGUUCUUUCCUGCCUUUGGUCACUCCGGUAAUGGGAGAAAGUGGACAUACCUAGCAAUCUUAGCAAGCAAACGGUUUGACCUGUGGCUGAAUCCGAGCAAUGCUUCCAUUGAGAGAAACAAGCCAUCAACAACACUGCGCCUGGGCAAGUACCUCGACCGGUCGGACAGCAAGAGGGGUACUUCGGACAGCUACGAACAGCCCCUCUAUUUCCUCUUACCACCACGGAUCCAAUCGUCGCCUCUGCUUUUUUUGGUCUCUCUGGGUCAAGGAGCCAUCAAUAAUGGCGGGGGCCUAGACCUGACACCACCGAAACCGCCUGCAACAGACCACCUGAACCUGGGCAAACGGGUUGCGACUAUUAUCAUCACGCAGGGUGACGUCUCACCGAGACUGAUUCUCGGUGUAAUUUUCCCAUCUACACCUCAGAUACUUGGUUCACCCGCAACAACGAAUCUCCGCCUCACAACCCCUCCAUCCCACCCACACCCAGCCCAUGCUAUCCCGACCGACCAUUUCCUUACCUCAUGUGCGCCGGGCCCCGGAAAAGCCAGACCAAUCGCGCUGCUCCAUGACGAUAACCUCCCCCGGGGAGCCAUGAACUCAUCCCGUCCGCUUCCCCCUAAGCCCAUUGCCGAAGGCCCGGAAAGAUGCGGGAUCGCGUCCAGCUUCCAUCCUUUGCCCGCCGAAAACCGACUCUGCACGCCUUCAAAACGCCCCUCGACGCCAUUCUUUCCUCGGCACAAUCGACCUCCAAGGCACGAUACCUUCUUUCAUUGCCGGAAGAAUUACCCACGCUUCGGCUCAUCUCGUGUCUCUGAUAUCGUGCCUCUCCACUUCCAACAACUCGCCUGUCCACCUUCCGGCGCAAACACGAACUCGCAAUCUCGAAUCUCGGUCAACCAAUGGAUGACGCCGAAACUGGGAAUCUCUUGGAGCUCAUCUAUUCAGUUCUACCGCCGUCUUAACCAAUAUCUAGCACUCGUCAUCUUCGCCAGCGUUCCAUCCCGGGAAACGCUGGCCACCUCGGCCAUCUCUCCGCCCUGCCAUGUCUUCAUUAGCGCCGUCAAGUCAUGGUCGAGAUCCAGCUCCUCCAUUGCCUCUGCAACAAAGGUCUGGUCUGCUUGA